CUUUUAUCUAAAUCGGCUCGAUGUUAAUUACAUAAGGUUUAUUCACGCACAUGCACUGGUCAGAUAAGACAUAUUUGAUCAAAAGCCGAUCCUUGUGUUUAAACGUAGUGUAAGUAAUUGCCAAGUUGGCAAAACGUCGCAGUGCCGAACGAGUUAAAGGUGUUCAGAACAGGUCAUUGUGAAUAGUACAAGGAUGAAACGUUUAUCCAUUUGCAUUGUUCUUUUUAGUUUUAUAGCAGGUUUGGAAUAUACCCACCACUCUGCCGGUAGCCCGGCGUGGAUUUACCACUGUUGGGAUUACGCCGAGAACCAAAAUCAUAUCAGGGAUCCGUUCUGUCCUCUACAAACCUGUUGGGCCCCACCAAGGAUUGCAAAUGGCGACCUUGCUCCUCCGUAUGGUUAUAACACAAGCCUUGCCAACUCGAGCGUCAUCUACGUUUGUAACAAGGGGUAUGCGAUGUUUGGAGAUGCAAAGGUGAUAUGCGCGCUGGUUCCUGACAGUUAUCCGCCUGUGUAUGGAUGGACUAAGACACCAGAAUGCCGUAAUAUUGUCCACUGCGGCGACGCUCCCGAAGUAGCGUACGGGCGUCACAAAGACGAAUAUAGCCGGGAGAUCGGUUCAAUUGUAGCAUAUAUUUGCGACAACGUGCAUGUCCUUGACGGCAACGAAACGAUCGAAUGUGUUGCCAACGAGGACAGAACUUCGGCUUCCUGGACAACCCCUCCUCAAUGUGUCGUCGUAUGUAAUCAACCUCCUUCAAUCACAAAUGGAACCAUGGUUGCCUUGUCAGGGACAAGAGAGGGUGACAUUGCAUCGUAUGAAUGUGACGCAAGUUUCAUACUGUUUGGUUCGCAGAAUAUCACUUGCUUAAACACUUCGAAGUGGAGCGACGCGCCUCAUUGCACUAAUGAAUGCGGCGACGCUCCCGAAAUAGCAAACGGGCAUCACAAAGAGAGCUAUAGCCGGGAGAUCAAUUCAACUUUAGCCUAUAUUUGCGACCCUGGGCACAUCCUCGAUGGCAAUGAAAUUAUCACGUGUAAUGUUGACGUGAACAAAAACUCGGCUUCUUGGACGACCCCUCCUCAGUGUGUCGUUGACUGUAGUCAACCGCCAUCAAUCACAAAUGGUACCGUGAAUGCCUUGUCAGGGACAUUUGAGGGUGACAUUGCAUCUUAUGUAUGUGACGCAGGUUUCAAACUGUUUGGUUCGGAAAAUAUCACUUGCUUAAACACUUCAAAAUGGAGCGAAGCGCCUAAUUGCACUAGUGUCUGUAACAAUCCACCCAGUAUCGCCGACGGCACAAUUUCCUCAUUGACCGGACUGUUCGUUGGUGACUCUGCUACAUAUGCCUGCAAUAACAACUACAAAAUGAUUGGACUGGAAAACUCGACCUGUCUACCAUCACUAGAGUGGAGUAUAAGUCCUUCUUGUGUAAAAGACUGUGGGGUUAUCCGCGAGAUUGAUAACGGCAAGCAUCAACUCGUUAACUUUUGCAACGACAGUUCUUGCAACGUGACGGAUGUUAUGACUGUUAAAUACGUCUGCAACGAAAAGUUUGAGAUGCGUGGAAAUCCCAUCGUCACCUGUGAUAAUGUUGGAAGCCAUUUCGCCUGGAGUGUCUUGCCAUAUUGCAUAUGCAUAAGAAAACCUAUCGAUCUCGUGUUUGUUAUCGAUUCAUCCGGCAGUGUUGGAAUUGAGGGGUUCAAUGACACCAAGGACUUUUUGAUCAAUCUGAUUCGGGUGUUUCAUGAGGACAGGACUCGUUUUGGCCUCAUGUUCUUUGCUGACACUGCAAACAUCGUAUUCAACCUCAAGGAUUAUGUCGGUGACACCGACGCUAUGAUUGCCGCUAUAUUAAGUGUAAUAUACGAGGGUGGUGGCACAAAGACCUACGAUGGUCUUCAAAUGGCUCGGGAAACCAUGUUCACUUCCGCUAACGGCAUGCGAGACAACUCCUCACACAUUCUCAUCCUUCUAUCUGAUGGUCAGAGCGAUGAUGUUAACAGGACAAUCGCGCAAGCCGAUCUACUGAAGAACAGUGGUGUUACAAUUUACACUGUCGGAGUGGGCGACUUUGCAAAUAUUCUGGAGUUGGGACCAGUGGCAUCACCAAGGGCAGGAACGUUUAAUGAAACAUACUACUUCACGGUGGACAACUACGCCAACAUUGACCAGGUCUCAGGGCCUCUAGCAGAUGCAACCUGUGCUGUUUGAGCAGGAGACCACUUGGAAGACUACGAAUUUGACAACGACAAUGAAUUAAACAUUCUAGAAUCUAGUUUUAAAUAUUGAUUCUAUUGAUAUGGGAUGUAAAUAAAUUGUCCUUAUAGUGA
This is a messenger RNA of Mya arenaria, 2334 nucleotides long. Its product is annotated as sushi, von Willebrand factor type A, EGF and pentraxin domain-containing protein 1-like. Lineage: Eukaryota; Metazoa; Mollusca; Bivalvia; Myida; Myidae. Bases 194 to 2215 code for a protein of 673 amino acids. The record is from RefSeq and is a predicted model, not a curated record. The transcript is spliced from 13 exons.